UUCCUCUUUCUCUCCCGUCGCUAUUCCGUCCGCUACUGUACGUUGACCAGAGACGCCGACCAGGGAUCCGACGCCGUCAACCACUUGUCUAAGGAACCACCGCCGUCGUCUCUCUCUUCUCCUCCAAUUUCCGGUUUGGACGCACCAUUUCCGGAGAAAUGCAGCGGUGAUUUGUGGUUUCAAUCCAAGGUUUCGAUGUCUUCAAUUUUUGAGAAAUUACUUUGUACUAGAAGUAUGAAGAUGAUGCACGCGAUGUGAGAUGUCUCAUGCUAGCUACCAUGACCCUAGAGCUCCAAAGGCUCCUUAAGGACAUGGAAGCUCAUCCUAUACUGUCUCGCUUGAAAGGUCUAUACCAAGACCACGCUAGACAUGAGCGUUUCAAAAUCUCCAAGACUCUGUUUUCCAGUAAGCUGGCAACGGGUAACCUAGUUUGUCCCCACGUUCUUAAGAUGAUCGGUCAGAUCGAAACUCUUGAAAAACUUGACGCCCCGUUGCACCCUAUGCUGGCUACUGAUCUCAUCUUGGGAUCAUUACCAGGUGAGUAUAGCCAAACUCCAGUGAACUUCUACAUGAACAAACUAGAGAUGACUAUGUCUGAGCUACUAAAAUUCCUCACAACUGCUAAGGAGAGUCUAGGGAAGGGCAAGGGUAAGUGUGUCCUGAUGGUAGAGGACAAUACUUUUGCGAAGAAGGGUGGGACACAUUCACCGGUCAGGACCAAGCGCAAGGGUUCUAAGAAACCCAAGCUAGCGUCCAACUCCUCUUCGUUGAAACCCAAAGAAGAAGCUAAGAAGAAGAAUGUAUUGAAUAAUAUCUAAAUAUAUACAAUCCAAGUCUAAAUAACAUCCAAUAAUUUAAUAUUUACAUAAUUAAAAUCACUCUAAAUGUUCAUUAAGCAUGCCUAAUUUAAUUAUUUGUCCCCUCAAUAACAUUUUUGAAUACAUCUCUUGCUCUAGCAACAUUUUCUUGUAAAGCAUCCUCUUUAGUCCUCAAUCUGCAUACCAUUAAAUAAUUAAAAUGAAAGUUUGUUAAUAACAAGAAAGAGUUCAUAACAAAAAUACUUGAAACUUUUUGGAGUUAUUUGCUAACUAAAUAGCUCCAAAGUAGUUCAUAUGCAUCUAUUUAACAAUUGAAGUUCAUAAUUUAGCUUAGAAAUCAAGCAAAGUUGUAGAUUGUUCUAAAUAAAAAAUAAUUCAGUUUUGAUUUUAUUCAAAAUCAACACUUAAAAUUCAAAAAUCAAUAUAUAAACACAAUUUCAUGCUUCUACAUAUGGUCUACAAGCAGGAUGUAUCAAUGAUAGUUCAACUUUCAAGAACAUGAUCACUCCAUAACACAAAAUAACAAAACAAUUAAGCCAAAAAGUUCAGUGCAUAUAAUCUAUGUUAUUAAUAUAAGUAACACCAAGGUUAUUAUAGUUUCUAGAUUCUAAUCAAGUUGCGAGAUAUCAAGUCCACCCAUAUGUACUCCCUCCCCAAGAAACAGGUUUCACAAAAACGCAGUCAAUAUGCUUAGCAAAAGUAUUUCAAAAUUAGGUCCAACUUAUUCCUCCAAGGUAAUGCAUCAAACAGAGGCGGGUGAAAUGUUAAUCUUACCAUAAUCAGCUCCAAAAAACAGCAGUGAAAACAACCCCACACGAUGCCCAAUGCCAAAGUCAAACUUCCAUUACAAAGUUAGCCUAAACUACCAGUGAAUAUUCAAAUUCCAACAGCUUCAUUUGAACCUUUUGGAGGCCAAAACAGCAGCCCCAGCACUGCCAUUUCAGCUCCAUUUCAAGCCCGAAUGCACAACAAAAAUAGCCACUGCAGCAGCACGGGUUGACCUCCAAAAUAAGUAUCAUUCAAACAUCAAAUUGCCACAUUUAGUCAAAUGGUGACAGCCCCAAGGCUUAAUCACACAGUUCCAAUUUGUUUUCAGUAGAAAUAGCAGUUCAUGAUCAGCAAGUCCCUCCUAUAAGCAAGUAAAAGGAUCAACAAAAUACAGUUCAAAAAUACAGUUAAAAUAGUCCAAAAUCAAUUUUGCAGCUCCACAACUCCAGCAAACGUAAAUUCAAGGCAAAAGUAAAGAGUUUGUUUAAUUGACAUUUCAAUAGGAGCAUCAAGAGCAAAUAAACCUAGAAAAUAAACCCAUCACAUAGGUCUUAGUCCAUAAAAUAGCAAUAAUUCGAAGGCCAAGAGACAGUUCCAACUCAUCAAGAACAGCAGUUUAAUUCACAAAAUUAAAUCACAAAGGCAACUAAAAAGAGGUGUUAUUAGAAAAACAUGAAUAAUCUCUCACAAUACCAGCGUAGAAUCCCAAAUAAGUAGGUCAAAAAAAACGAGCAUAAACACAAUCCAAGUUCAAGCUGUGAACAGUAAAUACGAAACACAAAAACCCUCAAAUCGAGAUGAAAUUGAAACAAUAUUGAAAUCCAACUUCAUACCAAAGAAUAUGUAUGCAAAUCGCUCAAAAUACCAGAAGAUUACCCAUCAAAAGUGUCCGGAUCGAAGUGAAUCAAAGGGACAAAAAUUCGAAUGAACAGUGCGAGAAAUAGCGUUGACUUCCAUUUCUUCAAAAAUUCUUCACCAAUAUCAGCAAAAUCACCUCAUGAACGGAUACGCCACCUGAUGGCGCACCCCAGGCUCCAAAGAUCACGCAAAAUGAGCUAAAAUCGAAGGAAGAGGAGUAAGUCUCGUUCCCGUGACACUAUUCAUGGCGAGAACGAGAAACUACAGCUCCUUAUCUGAGUGGCGGCUCAAUGACUUUGGGGUUUUGU
Molecule: messenger RNA, 2752 nt
Organism: Cuscuta campestris
Lineage: Eukaryota; Viridiplantae; Streptophyta; Magnoliopsida; Solanales; Convolvulaceae
Source: the annotation of a GenBank genome assembly